Molecule: messenger RNA, 9484 nt
Organism: Triplophysa dalaica
Lineage: Eukaryota; Metazoa; Chordata; Actinopteri; Cypriniformes; Nemacheilidae
Gene: myo9aa
Product: myosin IXAa
Exons: 45
Coding region: 385-8118 (2577 amino acids)
Biological process (GO): positive regulation of GTPase activity; intracellular signal transduction
Cellular component (GO): myosin complex
Molecular function (GO): microfilament motor activity; ATP binding; protein binding
Source: RefSeq, a predicted model, not a curated record
GGAGCGCGCGUCCGAGCACAGAUGAGGAGCAGCACUGAUUAAGCAGAAAAAAACAGAAAGGAGUUUCAGCGAACGACUCCCACGAGAGAAGAAACGCGGCACUUUGGGGAAUUUUCAAUGGGAAAAAGCUUGUAGUCAUUUUUUAAAGCAGAAUGUCACCGUGGCGCGUGUGUUCGGACACGGGAAAGUUCACGCAGAGGAAAUUCUGAGAGAGAAAUCUUGGAUAUUAGUGGACUCGAGCUACGCUGGGUUUGAUAUUUCUUAAAGGAGACGCGCCGCGCACGGAUUUGUUACGUUGUAUCCAGAAAGUUGUGAUGUCUUGAAGCAGCGACCGGCCCCUUUGAAGGAUGUGCAGUGAGUACUAAUGGAAACUUCUGCUCCAAUAUGAAUGUUCAUGAUGUUGGCGGGAGACGACGCUUCGAGGACUCCGAGUUCACCCUGCGGAUCUACCCAGGGGUCAUCGCAGAGGGUACCAUCUACUGCCCCGUCACCGCCCGUAAGAUCACCUCAGCUGCGGAGGUCAUCGAGCAGGUCAUCGACCGACUGCGGCUGGAUCGGACACAAUGCUACGUCCUGGCAGAGGUGAAAGAGUUCGGUGGAGAAGAAUGGAUCCUCAACCCUACCGACAGUCCCGUCCAGCGCAUGAUGCUAUGGCCCCGCAUGGCCCUGGAGAACCGCUUCAGCGGCGAGGACUACCGCUUUCUGCUGCGGGAGAAGAACCUCGACGGCUCCAUCCACUACGGCAGCCUGCUGAUGUGGUUGCAGGUCACGGAGGAGCGACGGUGCAUGAUGGAGCGAGGCUUCCUGCCACAGCCCUUGCCGAAGGACUACGACGAUCUUUGUAACCUUCCGGAUCUCAACGAGAAGACCCUGCUGGACAACCUGCGCAGUCGCUUCAAGCAGGAGAAGAUCUACACCUACGUGGGCAGCAUCCUCAUAGUCAUCAAUCCCUUUAAGUUCUUGCCCAUUUAUAACCCCAAAUAUGUCAAGAUGUACGAUAAUCACCAGCUGGGAAAGCUGGAGCCACACAUUUACGCGGUGGCCGACGUGGCUUACCACGCUAUGCUGCAGCGCAAGCGGAAUCAAUGCAUUGUUAUUUCAGGGGAAAGCGGCUCGGGCAAGACUCAGAGCACCAACUUUCUCAUCCAUCAUCUCACGGCGCUAAGUCAGAAGGGGUUCGCUAGCGGUGUGGAGCAGAUCAUUUUGGGUGCUGGACCGGUCCUGGAGGCAUUUGGCAACGCGAAGACAGCCCACAAUAAUAACUCCAGCCGCUUUGGCAAGUUCAUCCAGGUGAACUAUCAAGAAAGUGGAACUGUGAGAGGGGCGUAUGUAGAGAAGUACCUGCUGGAGAAAUCCAGGCUCGUCUAUCAGGAACACAAUGAAAGGAAUUACCACGUGUUUUACUACCUGCUGGCAGGAGCGAGUGAAGAAGAGAGAACUGUGUUCCACCUCAGAAAACCUGAAGAAUAUCAUUACCUCAAUCAGAUGACAAAGAAACCUCAAAGGAUGCAUUGGGAAAAUUACUAUGAGAACGAACCGGAUUGCUUCACGGUUGAAGGGGAGGAUCUCAAGCAUGAUUUUGAGCGCUUGCAGCUGGCCAUGGAGAUGGUGGGCUUCCUCCCUACCACGCGAAAACAGAUUUUCUCUCUGUUGUCGGCAAUCCUUCAUUUAGGAAAUAUCAAAUACAAGAAGAAGAUUUACAGGGACGACUCCAUUGAUAUCUGCAAUCCUGAAGUUCUGCCAGUUGUGUCUGAGCUGCUUGAGGUCAAAGAAGAGAUGCUCUUUGACGCCCUGACCACACGCAGGACGGUCACAGUGGGCGAGAGGCUGAUCGUCCCGUACAAACUGGCUGAGGCCGUGACGGUACGGGACUCGAUGUCCAAGUCUCUCUACAGUGCCCUGUUUGACUGGAUUGUGUUCCGGAUCAAUCACGCCCUGCUCAACAAAAAAGACUUCGAAGAGUUUGCCAAGAUCUUGUCCAUUGGGGUCCUUGACAUCUUCGGCUUCGAAGACUUCGAGAACAACAGCUUCGAGCAAUUCUGCAUCAACUUCGCCAACGAGAGACUUCAGCACUAUUUCAACCAGCACAUUUUUAAACUGGAGCAGGAGGAGUAUCGGUCAGAAGGCAUCUCUUGGCAUAACAUUGAUUACAUUGAUAACACCGGUUGCAUUAAUCUCAUCAGUAAGAAGCCCACAGCACUACUCCACCUAUUGGAUGAAGAAUGCAAUUUUCCACAGGCCACCAAUCAAACCCUGCUGGACAAGUUCAAGCGGCAACAUGAAGGAAACCGCUAUAUCGAGUUUCCUGCGGUCAUGGAGCCAGCCUUCAUCAUCAAACACUACGCAGGGAAAGUUAAAUAUGGAGUGAAGGACUUCAGAGAGAAGAAUACAGACCACAUGAGGCCGGACAUCGUCGCUCUGCUCAAAAGCAGUAAAAACGCCUUCAUCUGUGGCCUGAUCGGCAUCGACCCGGCAGCAACCUUCCGCUGGGCGGUGCUCAGAGCUUAUUUCAGAGGUGUGGUGGCCUUCAGGGAUGCUGGGAAGAGACAUGUGGAGAAACGAAGCGGGCAUGAUGCUGCUGCUCCGGUUGUGAAAAGUGUGGAUAGCUUUAGUUUUCUGCAUCACCCUGUGCAUCAGAGAAGCUUAGAGAUCCUGCAGAGGUGCAAAGAGGAGAAAUACACCCACCAUGCAUGCUUCUCCGACAGCCCUCCACUCUCCCCUCAAUGGAGUCUUCAUUCUGAGCCCUCACACCCUUGCAUGACACCUCCGGCCCAGGGUGAAAACUCAUUUCUCUUUCCUUUUGAGGACGGCGGGCUCACAAUUGAUCUUCUUCAUGAAGGUGUGAACAGAAACCGGUAUCGUGUGCCACUGUCUGAUCUUCAAGGCAUCAACGCGCUAAAUCAACGGGAGGGCUGGAACGGGCGUCCCGGGAGACAAAACCGUCUGUCGUCUGCUGGAUCUCUGAGUGAAGAGGAUGGGAUCUUUGUCAACUCAACCAGCAGUAAACUCCUGGAGCGAGCUCACGGCAUCCUGAUGAGAAAUAAAAACUACAAGAUGAAGCCCAGUUUACCUAAGCAUUUACUGGAUGUCAAAUCUCUAAAGUAUCUGAGUAAUCUGACGCUACACGAUCGCAUCACGAAAUCUCUUAUGCACCUCCACAAGAAGAAGAAACCGCCAAGUAUUAGUGCUCAAUUCCAGGCUUCUCUCAAUAAGCUAAUGGAGACGCUCAGUCAAUCUGAGCCGUAUUUUGUCAAGUGCAUACGAUCAAAUGCAGAGAAGCUCCCUCUGCGGUUUAAUGAUGGUCUGGUUCUAAGGCAGCUUCGAUACACGGGCAUGCUGGAAACUGUGCGUAUCCGACAAUCUGGCUACAGUAUCAAGUACACUUUUCAGGACUUUGUUCGACACUUUCACGUGCUGUUACCAGAAGGUACCUGUGCCAACCAAGAAGCUAUCAGACGCUACCUGUGCCAGGUGGAUCUCGCACCCGAAGGGUCCCAAGUGGGCCGUACCAUGGUGUUUCUCCGUGAAGUGGAGCGCCAGCGGCUACAAGAUCUACUCCAUCAGGAGGUUCUGCGCAGGAUUGUUCAUCUCCAGCGGCGUUUCAGGGCUCUGCUAGAAAGAAGGAACUUUCUGAGAAUGAGACGGGCUGCAUGCCACAUACAGAACUGGUGGAGGAGCUGUCAAUCUGCCCAAUCGGACAACAGGCUCGAGUAUGACGUCCAGCAGGGGGCAGCGGUCUGUAUCCAGUCGGCCUGGAGAGGAUCCAGAGAGAGGCAAAAACUCUUAUUGUGGAGAGAGGCGGCCGUGAUUAUCCAGAGAAACUGGAGGCUGUGUCUGCAGAGGCGUGCGGCCCUCCGGAUCCAGACCGCCUGGAGACGGCACAGGGCCAGAGAGCUCUACCUCCAUCAGCGUGAUGUCACCAUCCACCUGCAAGCCGCCUGCAGGGGUUAUCUGGCGAGACGGAGAGUUAGAGAACUUCGAGAGCAGAAGUUACAAAGCACUCGGCUGCUGAAUGGAAAGACUGGUGGGUUAACAGAAGAGCGUGCCGUCAUGGGUUUGGAUCUGAGUUUGUGGGUAGACUCCUACAAGGACCGAGACACAAACAAAGUGGAAACCGAGGUGUCCGGUGGAGGUGCCGCACGGGAAGCUUUGGAAGACAUGGAGCUCGAGACGAAAGAGGAGCUGCAACAAACAUCUGAAGUGACUAUCCGAGAACGACCACGGACACUAGAAGACCCCAACCAGAGGACAAGGGCCAAGCGGGAGAGCCGACGGAUGCGCGAGUUGGAACAAGCCAAAUUCAGCUUGGAGCUGCUGAAGGUGCGCUCCACCGGAGGAACGUCUCCGUCGGAUGAGAGACGCUGGUCGAUGGAGAUGGUCAGCGAGGUUCCUCACACUCCUCAGGGUACUCCGGACAGCCACAGCUCUAAAGGCAGCAUAGAGCUUCUCAAUGUAGAUGAGUGUCUCAAAGACAAUGCACCUCUAGAAGACCUGGGUUCUCCUUCAUCCGUGCCAGAUCAGCACGACAUUAUUCCCUCAGACGCUUCUUGUGUACCUCCGGAGCCACCCAGAUUACAAAACUCCCUUCCAACCUUCUAUCUCCCUCCGUCAGAAAGCAGCUCUGCAAAGUCUAGCACAGACUCCUCCGCUCCGCAUUUGGAUGGCUCCGGUAAGCCAUUGAAGGAGAGGAAGGAGUCCACCCGCAGACCAAUGGUCGUGGUUAUCAGUAUGCAGAAGGAGACGUUUUUAAGCGAAGAGGACGCCAAGCUACCCGAGGUGUCCGACAGUGCCGUCCAGACCAGCGGGCCGCCCAGUCCGGCACAGGCCAAACGCAACAGCCUGUACGUGCUGGAGAAACUAGAAAAGCUGAAUGAGGAAAAGGAAGUGAGAGAGAAACAUCAGCAACAGCAGAAUGAAAAGGAGAUGAUGGAGCAGGUGCGGCAACAGAAAGACAUCCUGAAGGAACACAUCCGACACUUCGCUCAGUUGGAGAGGGACAUGUUCGAGAAGCAGAGGUUUGAGGCGCUUCAAAGGAUUGAGCAGAGCAGACAAGAGGAUUCAGGAGGAAGGACAGAUGGAACCGGUUCACUCCUGCACCGAGGUCACGCUCCCAUAGCCCAGCCUGAGCCGGAUCUCAUUUCCAAGCCACAUGUCCCAGAAAAAGAAGUCAGAUAUCAGCCGAAGGAUGGGAGAAAGGUACCGGAAGGAUGGGCACCGAAACUGACCCUGGAAUCCCGAGGACAUGAAGCCAAAAGGAGGAUAAAUAAGAAGCCGUCCGCUCAGACUGUCAACAUGACCGACAGAUCUGGAAAUAUAUUCUUUUCCCCGAAAACAAAGGUUUCCCUCUCGAAGUCGGAUAAAGACUUUGAUACUCGAGGCAAAACUCCAGGUGUCCAGAAUGAAAUAAACCUCCUGGGUUACAAAUCCACUAAAGGCCGGGAGGUCGGCCGACCGGGUCAUAAAAAAGCUCGCAUGGCUCGGACACGCUCAGACUUCCUGACCCGCAGUACAAAUCCCCCGGGAGAGGGGGAGUCAGAGGAGGAAGAGUACGAGGAGAGCCCUCUUUCUCUUACUGUUCUUCUCUCUAAACAGGACUCAGAGGAGAGCGCGCUAGAGGCGUAUCACAGUGACUCUGAAAUGCCCGUCUCAGGCGCUGAAGAACAGAAGAGCAUGUAUAAAGUCAUGUCCUCUGGUGACCUGGGCAAAACUGAUGCUCUGAGAAAACACUCUCACGGAGACGGAAGGUCUCGUGGUAAAAUGCGCUUUUGGGGUAAAGCGAAGAGCGGAGAGAAGAAGCUGCCACGAGAGCGUCUGUUUUGUGGUGGUGAUAUUCUGGAUGGAGACUGUCCUGAAACAUCACUUAUGAUGGAAGAGGGUGCAGAGCACUUGUCGCCUCCCCGAAGCCCAGAUCUGACCUUACAGAGGGAGUUUAAAGAGAACAAGGAGCCGUCUCCUAAAGUGAAGCGCAGACGCAGCGUGAAGAUCAGCAGCGCGGCUCUUGAACCCGCCCAGUGGCAGAACGAUGCAUUGCAGAUUCUCACAUGUGCCAAUGACUACAGGAGCAUGAACGAUUUCCUCAUGAAGAAGAUAAGCGAUUUAGACAUGGAGGACGGUAAGAAAGACACAAUGGUGGAUGUCGUCUUCAAAAAGGCACUAAAGGAGUUUCGCGUGAACAUCUUCAACUCGUACUCCACAGCUUUAGCUAUGGAUGAUGGGAAGAGCAUUCGAUACAAGGACCUCUACGCUCUCUUUGAACAAAUCUUGGAGAAGAACAUGCGACAGGAACAGAGGGACUGGAACGAGUCGCCGGUGAAGGUCUGGGUCAACACCUUCAAAGUCUUUCUCGAUGAGUUCAUGAUGAAUCACAAACCUGUGGACAGUGCUGUGAACAAGGUAACCAAACCAGAACGCAAGAAGAGAAGGAAAAAGGAUGCUGAUAUCGUGGAAGAACACAACGGCCACAUAUUUAAAUCCACCCAAUACAGCAUUCCCACGUACUGCGAGUACUGCUCAUCCCUCAUCUGGAUGAUGGACAAAGCCUGCGUCUGCAAAUUGUGCCGGUAUGCGUGCCACAGAAAGUGCUGUCAAAAGAUGACAACCAAAUGCAGCAAGAAGUACGAUCCCGAGCUCUCGUCUCGGCAGUUUGCUGUGGAAUUGACCCGUCUAACCCACGACGAGCGGUCCGUGCCUUUAGUUGUGGAGAAACUCAUCAACUACAUUGAAAUGCACGGCUUGUACACUGAAGGCAUCUACAGGAAGUCUGGAUCCACUAAUAAGAGCAAAGAGCUGAAGCAGGGUCUGGACACGGAUGUUAACAGCAUAAAUCUGGACGACUACAAUAUUCACGUGAUCGCCAGUGUUUUUAAACAGUGGUUACGGGAUCUUCCCAAUCCUCUGCUGACCUUUGAACUGUAUGAGGAGUUUCUGCGAGCUAUGGGUCUCCAAGAUAAGAAAGAAGUGAUUCGAGGGGUUUAUUCUAUAAUCGACCAGCUCGCUAGAACCCAUCUGAACACACUUGAGCGCCUCAUAUUCCAUUUGGUCAGGAUUGCUCUGCAGGAGGAGACCAAUCGCAUGUCUGCGAACGCGCUGGCCAUUGUGUUCGCUCCCUGCAUCCUGCGCUGUCCUGACACUACUGAUCCUCUGCAGAGCGUUCAGGACAUCGGGAAAACCACAGCGUGUGUGGAGCUGAUCAUUUGUGAGCAGAUGAAUAAGUACAAGGCCAGAUUGAAGGACAUCAACACUCUGGAGUUUGCUGAGAACAAAGCCAAGAGUCGGCUAACUUUCAUCCGCAGGUCUAUGAGGCCUGUAAUAAUUGCUGUUAGAUUCAUGAACAUAACCCGCAGUGCUGCAGCGGGUAAAGGCCAGGGACACAGGGUGAGACAUCCCACACCAUCACCUCCAGUGAGUCCUCGCUCUCCGACUGCCCCAGACGUGCCGCUAGAAAGCGUAGACGACGAAAUCUCCAGAGCCCCAGAGGUGUCCGAGCAACAGCAGGUGGCCAUGCAGCAGGAAGAGAAAGUUCUGACUGAACAGAUCGAACAUCUACAAAAAGAGAAGGAAGAGUUGACUUUUGAGAUGCUGGCCCUGGAGCCGCGGGCGUCGGAUGAUGAGACGCUGGAGUCCGAGGCGUCGAUAGGCACCGCAGACAGUUCUGAAAAUCUCAACGUGGACUCCGAGGGAGCCGGAUCGGAUUUCUCCGAGCGAGGCCCAGCGCUGGCUGCCUCCAGGCCCAAGAAGUUAGAGGGGAAGAGCAGACGCGUUUUGCGGAAGCAGGCCGAGUCCCUGGAUUCCGUAGACUCCAGUUCGACCGUCUCCUCCGUGUCGUCCUCCUACGCCAACCUCCCCGUGCGAACCCGACCCCGCAAGUCACGUUUCCGGUCCAACUCACCUCCGUCUGGAUCGGUUCUGUCCAGCCCACCUGACAGCACGGACCACCCCGAGCAUGACGGAGAGGAGAGGCCACAGUUCACCAGCCGAGGCACGUUCAACCCCGAAAAAGGCAAACUGCGGCUUCAGGGUGCCAAGAGCUCCCCAACGAAACCGCACGAGCGGAAGGGGGACCCGGACAUGCCUCCUAAGCAGAUGGUGGUUUACGGCAACAACGAGUUUAUGGUAUGAAGGUCACGAGGUUACGCGGUCAAACGCGGAGAAGAGCUCUUUCCUCACCGCUAGUUCACAUUUGCUGCAUUGUAGUCCUUAAGUGCCACGAUGAGAGAAACGCUUGAGGACAGAGCUGAAGAUCUGAGAGUGUUUGUUUGUGGGUCCGAGACGAGGAAGGCGGGGCAAAUGGAACGGCGAACGACUCCACUAAGGAAGAUUCUCCAAUCGCCGGCUCUGUGACUGCCGAGUUCCGAGGGCGGGAGACGAAGCCAUUGAUGAACUUCGCGAAUUCAUGGGCUGCUUCGACGUUUACAAUGUAGAACUAUUGCAAGCAGCAUCCUCCGCAAUGUAUUUUCCCUUAAGCCUAUUUAAUAAAUUUUAUUUACUUGGAAUAUAUAGAGCUAUAUAAAUAUAAUAUGUGAAAUUAAGUGUAUAAAGCACAGCGCACCAGUGACCGCUGGGACGUUGGAUUCAUAUAUCUCGUAUCGGUAAUGAAUGCGUUGGCGAGUUAAAGAUUGUUUGUGUGAAUGUUUGUGUGCGAGAACUUGAUAUGCUGUGUCAGGUUUGUGCUGCUUGGAGGGAAACGAUGCCAUUAAAGGGACCAAGCAAAGGUCGAGGUCUUUCAAAUCACCAUAGCCAUCCACAAGUCGUUCGGAUUCAUUCGGACACAAAAUGUUUCCUCCUAAUGUUUCCGCGUCAGUCGUGUUCUAUAAAGCAGUGUUAAUAUACAAAACCAUAGUACACCCAUUAUAACCUAUUAUUAUUUUAAAUGACAUCAUUUUUCUUGGAAAAAUCUGAUGCACCGCAUUGUUUCCCCCUUUGCAAGAAUAAUUUAAAUACUUAAUGUAUUAUCGAACGAUUUCCUCUGUUUAUAUACAUAAUAUCUCUUGUUUUUCAAAUUAUUUAAAUGUUUUCAUUGACCGUAAUAAUCCACGUGAGUGCAUUUGGAGAGUGGAUUUGUUUUUAAAGACGCACGGCUUUGUGGUUUAUUUCUCGUAAUGUUGACCUCGAUAUGUCCUCUCACUCCAUCACUAUUUGUUAGUGUCAUUCACAACAUCAGAAACCUGGAGAUGAAGCGGUGAAUGUGUAUCGGCGAAACGUUUCUGGAUUCUGCAAAGGUCUUAAAUGAUGUCGCCCAUAAAUUGUGAUUCUCAAGGUUUGUCUGAUGUAAUGGUGUCACGGAGUGUGUAGACGAAUGAAAUCAAGCCCAGAGUUAAGAAUAUGAAUUUAUAUUGUGUUGUUGUAGAACUCAUUCGUUGCUGACACGGGUCACACGCCUGAGAUGUGUGGCGUCUGUCGCUUGGAGCCGUGUGUUGAACAAAUAUUUCUUAUGGAAGACAAAAAUGUCAGUGGUUGUAAAAUAAAUUACGUUUUGAACAAAUAA